UUCUGAUCGAUCUGCAUAUAUAUCCAUCCAGUCUUCAAUCUCCACAUACAUUUUCUCUUCCAUCACUUUCUUUGAACGAAGCCUCGCUCUCAGUUUUAGAAUCCCAAAGCUCAAAAAGCAUACAAAAAAUUAUAUAUCAGAUCAGAACAAGAAAUAAUAAUGACAGCUUUUUGUUAGUACCAAUUAUAUUAGAGGUUCACAACUCACAAAUAAUUAAUCCCUCUAUCUAUCUGUUCUUCAAUUCAUCAAUAUAAUUCUACCUAGCUAGCUAGUUUCCCCCUCCCUCCCUAGCUUCAUUAAGAUGUCUGACUGCUUUUUUGAGGGCCCAAACACUAGUUUUUCUGAGUUUUGUGAACUUCAAUCCCUCCAAGACCUAAUAAGUAACAGUCAAAGUCACCCCUCUCCCUCUCCCUCUGUGACCAACACAAGUAGCUCUUCUUCUUCUUUCAAUAAGCAUAGCCUUGUGGGUGAGGAGAUGAUGCAGCCCACUCCAAUGGAGAAGAAAAGGAAAUCCAGGAAAGCCUCUCAAUCUAAGAGUGUGAAAGAAAGUGAUAAAGGAAAGAGGAAGAGGGAAAGGAUGAAUAAUAAUGGUGAUGAGGAUAAGGAAUUAGAACCAAUAUUAUUAUCAGAGAAGAUGAAGGAGGAGAAGAAGAUUAAGGGUGUUGAUGAGGAGGCCCCUGUGGGUGUGGGCUACAUCCAUGUGAGGGCAAGGAGGGGCCAGGCAACAGACAGUCACAGUCUUGCUGAAAGGGUGAGGAGGGAGAAAAUCAGUGAAAGGAUGAAGGUACUGCAAGGUCUUGUUCCAGGCUGUGAUAAGGUAACCGGAAAGGCCCUCAUCUUGGAUGAAAUUAUCAACUAUGUCCAGUCCUUGCAAAAUCAAGUUGAGUUUCUGUCCAUGAAGCUUGCUUCUGAGAAUCCCAUGUUCUAUGAUGGUGGAUUGGACAUUUUGCAUGCUCCAGCUCCUGCGGGCAUAAAUAUGGAGCAGGGGGAGCAGGAGCAAUGGAACCCUACCAUGAGGAGCAGCACAGAAAUAGGUGCAGUGUUGUCUGAGACAAAAAGUGACUUGACAUUAAUGCCGACAACUAUAGCCAAUUGUGACUAUCAAUUCCAAUUCAUUGCUACUCCAACUUCACUUCACUAUCAACACCCCCAUUUCCUAAACCCUAUCCCUAUCAAUCAGGGCAAUGGACAGCUCUUAUGGGAUAUGGGAGAGCAAAGACCAAAAAUUCAUUAAUCAAAAGUAGUGUAUAUCAAGAAUGUUUGUAUGUUAGAGACAGUAAUGACUAUGACUGUAAUCACUGUAUGGUAGAAUAUGUCCUUUGAAAUCUACGUAGAAAUAAGAGAAAAUUAAAUAAUCUAGCACUUUACUCUUCUUCUUCUUCUUCUUUUUUUCCCCUUUUAUCUAGGACUCCUAGAAGUAAUUAUUAUAUAUAGGGUUGUACGAACAGCAGUUAAUUUCCGUUAUUACAGUUGUGUUUUUACCGUUACGGUA
This is a messenger RNA of Ipomoea triloba (trilobed morning glory), 1492 nucleotides long. Its product is annotated as transcription factor bHLH137-like. Lineage: Eukaryota; Viridiplantae; Streptophyta; Magnoliopsida; Solanales; Convolvulaceae. Gene Ontology annotation, cellular component: nucleus. The record is from RefSeq and is a predicted model, not a curated record. The coding region runs from base 302 to 1234 and encodes 310 amino acids. The transcript has 7 exons. Gene Ontology annotation, biological process: regulation of DNA-templated transcription. Gene Ontology annotation, molecular function: DNA-binding transcription factor activity; protein dimerization activity.